GUUAGUUUCCUCUAUCUUGUAUGGGUGUUAUUUUUACCUUUUUUUCCAAACCUGUCCAGUUGGUGGUGGUAAUACACCUUUUUGGGUUGUAGUCUGCCAUAAAACCCACAGAAGAAGAAGUAGGAGAAAGAAGCUAAAUGCUUACGGAGGAGUAUGGAAGGAAAUAAGGAAGAAAGUAAGGAAGAAAGUGGAGAAUAUUAGGAAUAAACAUGGAGUGGGGGAUUACACAGGCCUUCUGGAAAAUCUGGUGAAGGAGAAGAUGAUGAACAAGAAAAAAAGGAGCGAUAUAGAAUAUGUUUUGAGUGAAUAUGGAAUGGAGGAUCGCCCAGAACUUUUGGAAGAGCUUAAGGAGGAAAUGGAACAUGAUGAGAGUGAGGAUUAAUUAAAUGUGGUAGCAGGUGCAGUUAUGAUUGCUGAGAAGAAGUUGAGUGUAGAGGGAAAUAGUGAGGUGAGGAAGGUGGGCGUCAAGUGCAAAAACAGGAAUACGUGCUCCAGUAGAUCAGAGAUGGAACUUGUUGAGAGUGAAGUACCUGCGUAAAACAAGGAUGUCUGGAGAUCUGGACAUUAACAUCAAGGAGCCACGAUGGGACCAGAGCACAUUCAUGGGCCGCGCCCAGCACUUCUUCUUCGUCACUGACCCCAGGAACAUUCUGAAGUCCUCUGAGACCCUGGAGGAUGCACGGGUUACUGUGGAGAAAUACAGGUUAGGAGUGGUGAAGCCAGGUCUGACAGAAGAUGAGCUGUGGAGAGCCAAGUACAUCUAUGACUCUGCCUUCCACCCUGACACCGGCGAAAAGAUGGUGGUGGGACGCAUGUCUGCCCAGGUCCCCAUGAACAUGACCAUCACCGGAUGCAUGCUCACAUUCUACAGGACGACUCCAGCCGUUGUGUUCUGGCAGUGGGUGAACCAGUCCUUUAACGCUGUGGUCAACUACAGCAACCGCAGUGGAGACUCUGCCCUCACCACCAAUCAGCUGGCUGCAGCGUACAUCAGUGCCACCACAGGAGCUGUAGUCACAGCCCUGGGACUCAAGUCUCUAGCCAAGCGCCUUCCAGCCGUCAUGAGCCGGUUCGUCCCUUUCUUUGCUGUAGCGGCUGCCAACUGUAUCAACAUCCCCUUCAUGAGGCAGAGGGAGCUGAAGUACGGCAUUCCAGUGACAGACGAGGAAGGGAACCGGUUAGGAGAGUCAGUCACCGCUGCCAAGUCAGGCAUCAUCCAGGUGGUGGUGUCCAGGAUUGGCAUGGCUGUGCCAGAUAUGGCUAUCCCACCUGUGAUAAUGAACGCCCUGGAGAAGAAAGCCUUUAUGAAGCGGUUCCCAGUCCUAAACGCCCCAGUACAGGUGGGACUGGUGGGUCUGUGUCUGGUGUUUGCAACUCCUCUGUGCUGUGCCCUCUUCCCACAGAAGAGUUCUAUGGCAGUGAGCAGCCUGGAGACAGAUCUUCAGGAGAGUAUACUACAUAGCAGUCCCCACACUACUACUGUCUUCUUCAACAAAGGCCUUUAGGACCACACAAUAACACCCACCAUGCAUAAUCCCCAUCUGCUGGUUGGACCUUGCUACUACAGCUCAGUGAGAACAACUGUAAGGCCAAAGAUAAUAUUAUAUUUAUGCAUAUUUUUUAUUUACCUGUUUGUUUGAUGUUCUAGGCUUUUUUGUUGUUUUAUUUGGGAGAGGUGAUAGUGAGGGGUGCGUCUCAGUCCUACAAAGUUGCUUCCUUGUCUGAAAUGAUUGGUGAAAGCCUACCAGUCAAAUUUUUCUGAUUGUACACUGAAAUAUAAAAGCAACAUGCAAAAUUUCAACCAUUUGACUGAGUUAAAGUUCAUAUAAGGAAAUCAGUCAAUUGAAAUAAAUAAAUUAGGCCCUAAUCUAUGGAUUUCACAUGACUGGGAGCAAGGCCCACCCACUGGUGAGCCAGGCCCAGCCAAUUAGAAUUUGUUUUCCCCCACAUCCUCAGAUGUCCGGGUGGCUGGUCUCAGAGGAUCCCACAGGUGAAGAUGCCUGAUGUGGAGCUCCUGUGCUGGCGUGGUUACACGUGGUCUGCGGUUGUGAGGCUGGUUGGACGUACUGUCAAAUUCUCUAUAACUAUGUUGGUGGUGGCUUAUGGUAGAGAAAUUACCUUUUCAAUUCUCUGUCAACAGCUCUGGUGGACAUUCCUGCAGAUAUUUUAUUUCAGCUCAUGGGACCAACACUUUACAUAUUGUGUUUUAUAUUUUUGUUCAGUAUAGAUGCAGGAAAGGAGACAAGGGGAGAAAGCCUCUUCGAAGUAAUGAAACGCAUGCGAGCGUAGUGUGACAUAUAUAGUGUGACACAUCUUAUAAUCCUACAUUGACAAACAGACUAUGGUUUGAUUUUAUUUCUAUUUUGUGCGUUUAUCCUCCCUGGGGUUGUUUAAUUACUGAAUGUUACUGAAUGACAAAUUCUAUCAACUCACCCCAAACUAGAUCACCCCUCGUUUUCAAUCCCAGAGAGAUUUUUUUCUCCCCAAGGUGUAUUUGUUUUUUCCAAUGUGUUUGAGAUCGUACCCUUUUAAGCCGUGUACACUGAAACCAUUCAUGACUUGGAAUUAGAAAAUUGUUUAAUUGAAUCUGUUAGAUAUCCACUCCCUCAAAUUGGCUCUACUGUAGUCUGUAGUAAAAUACAACAGUUGGUUUAUGAUAACAAUAAAGACUGGCUUGCUAUUAAAUUCCUUUUUGUGUCUGCCAGGGUUUUGUUUAUCAUUGUAAAACCUAUUGCUUCAGUGUGCCCUAAUGAACAUUACCCAGUUGACGAGCAAAGCUUCCCUCUCUCACCACUGCCCUUGGAAAUGUACUUACACACACUGUCCCAACAGAUAACCUUAUCAACCCCUCUCACCCUAGUAACCCUGUCUGUUUUGUUACGAAGAAAACCUUUAGAGAUGCUAUGACACUGCGUGGGCACUCCUUACUGAGGUUUCAAUAAGCACAUUCCUAGUUGCACUGAUGACAAUGAUAUGCCAGCAGAAAGGUUUAUCUAGGAUAGAAUCUAGGCAUAAUGUUUCCGCCCCAUAUCACGGUCUUUCGGCAGGUAGCCUAGUGGCUAAGAGCAUUGGGCCAGUAACCGAAAGGUCGCUGGUUCAAAUCCCCGGACUGACUAGGUGAAAAAUCUGCCGAUGUGUCCUUGAGCAAGUUUCUUAACCCUAAUU
Molecule: messenger RNA, 3165 nt
Organism: Oncorhynchus mykiss (rainbow trout)
Lineage: Eukaryota; Metazoa; Chordata; Actinopteri; Salmoniformes; Salmonidae
Source: RefSeq, a predicted model, not a curated record